Messenger RNA from Sardina pilchardus (European sardine), 15808 nucleotides. RefSeq names its product lysine (K)-specific methyltransferase 2Cb (gene kmt2cb). Gene Ontology annotation, cellular component: MLL3/4 complex; nucleus. Lineage: Eukaryota; Metazoa; Chordata; Actinopteri; Clupeiformes; Clupeidae. The transcript is spliced from 61 exons. Gene Ontology annotation, biological process: positive regulation of transcription by RNA polymerase II. Gene Ontology annotation, molecular function: histone H3K4 methyltransferase activity; histone binding; transcription coactivator activity. The record is from RefSeq and is a predicted model, not a curated record. Bases 715 to 15774 code for a protein of 5019 amino acids.
CAACUUUAAUAUUUGUAUUUAUAUGGGAACAAAGUAUCCCACUUAUGCUCUUGCAAAAUAGUGUUAUUGUAUAAUUGAUUCAAAAUAUGGGGUUUAGUGGUUUGUUUUUUCAUCCAGUGCUCUAAUUCGGGCGAUUUUCUGGAAACUAAUUUUUACGGGGAAUUGUAGCUAGCUUGCUCCAAGGCUGAGGGGAAUCAGUUGGAUAGCAAGCUGGCUAGCUAAUCGAAUGUUGGCACAAUUUCGCUCGUUCAUGUAUCCAUUUUUGUGUCCGGGCAUUCUUUUUUGCAUUUGGGAUUUAUCGGAGGAUUUUAGUUUCGACUGGUUGCCGUGUUUUUUAUCUACUGGAACCUUUAUGGAUGAGUAAAAUACUGCCGUUACAAGACCGUUUGUGUUCAGCGAUGUGGGAUGAAGAGGAUAAAGGAAAGUGGUCUUUGGAAAUUUAGGGGGGACGGAGUGGGCUUCGCUGUUGGAUAUUAUUUUAAAUAUAUGGUCCUCUCCUGGAUUUUCUACGUUAGUUGGAGUACAGCUGAAAACCCUCGAUUUGCAUAGCCCACUGCAUCGGCUGAUAGGCUACCCGCUCCUUAUUCUUUCACUGGAUAGCCAGUGGUCUUGCCCCAACCCCCAAGCCAUCGAAAACUAAACAAAGUACUGUAUGUCACAUAUGACAUUCAUGGUCAUGAGGGAAAUAAUUCAAAACUGAUAGGGUUGGAAAGAAUGUCAUCAGAGGAUAAGAGUCUGGACACCUCUGACAAAGGACCGUCUCCGCCUCCUGGCAGCACAGGGGCCACGCCUACAGGAAGUCCUGCCCCCCCUGACAGACGCCCUCGAGGACGUCCUCGGAAAGAUGCAGGGUCCACAGCCCCCCUGCCUGGCCCUGCGACCAAGCCCAAAAAAAAGAGUCGAAGCCGCGGCAGGGCACUGUUGGAGGAUGACGAGGUGGUGGAGACCGCAGAGUUGGCUGAGCCCGCAGCCAGUCAGGAGAUAGAGCCAAAAGAGCAGCAGGAGAUGGGUGAGAGUGCCAUGUUGGCGGCAGGUGACGGCGAGGGGGGGGACAGCCCCUCUCUCCCCCUCCACCAGACAGAGGAGGCAGCAGCGGCACCAUCAGCCUCGGCCUCAGGAGUAACCAAAAGCAGUGAACAGCUCUGUGCCUUCUGUUAUUGUGGUGAGCGGAGCCUCCUGGGUCAGGGGGAUCUGAGGACAUUUGAGGCCACACCCACUCCCAGUAGCCAAUCAGGAGGCAGCACGAGGGAUGGCGACGAUGGCGACGGUGGCGGUGACCCGGACAGCAGGACCCCCAGGCCGACCGUGGCUCCCAGGGCGUUGUCGAGCGCGGAGGAAGGAGCUGGCAGGUUUUGGGAUGAGCUUAGUCACGUUGGCCUCCCUGAUGGCACGGAUGUCCAGACGCUCUUUGAUGAGUCAGGACGGUGCUGGGCCCAUCAGCGUUGUGCCGUGUGGUCGCAAGACGUGCGCCAGGGCGAGGACCAAUCACUGCUCAACGUGGACCAAGCCAUCCACUCAGGGAGCACACAGUGCUGUGCAUACUGUAAGCGCCUUGGAGCAUCCAUCAAGUGCUGUGAGGAGGGGUGCGAUCGGAUGUACCAUUAUCCUUGUGCGGGGGCUGCCGGAACCUUUCAGGACUUCAAGAGACUUUUGCUCUUCUGCCCUGAUCAUAUUGAAUUAGCCAUUGACAGAUCUCUGGAGGAGGUCAACUGUGUGCUGUGCGACAGCCCCGGUGACCUCCAGGACCAGCUCUUCUGCACCAGCUGUGGGCUGCACUACCACGGCAUGUGUCUGGACAUCGCAGUGACCCCUCUGAAGAGGGCAGGCUGGCAGUGCCCGGAGUGCAAAGUCUGCCAGACGUGCAAGAACCCAGGCGAGGACACCAAGAUGCUGGUGUGUGACAUGUGCGAUAAAGGCUAUCAUACGUUCUGCCUGCAGCCGGCAAUGGACUCCUUGCCUGCUGGUGGCUGGAGAUGCAAGAACUGCCGCGUGUGUGACCAGUGCGGCACGCGGACGAGCGGCCAGUGGCACCACUCGGGGCUGCUGUGCGAGGCCUGUGCCGGGCAGCAGGACCCAGCGCUGGCCUGCCCUCUGUGUGGGGGCGGACUGGACCCUGAGCUCCAGCCCCACCUGCUCUCCUGCCACAGCUGCAAAAGGUGGCUGCACCUGGAGUGCGAGCAGCAGGUGGAGGGCUUUGUGGAGCCCCCGCCAGGGGAGGACUACGUGUGCUGCGGCUGCCAACGCUCUAGCCCCGAUCUGGACCCGCCGCACAGGGACCUGGAGGCCCGGCUCACGCUGGCCCCCUCCGGCGCCGAGGAGGAGCCAGGGGACGCGCCGGCCGAGCCGCAGCCGUCCAGCCCCAUGGACUGCCCGCCCGGCGGAGCGCCCGGGGAGGAAGACCCGGCGGCUGGCGCCGCAGGUUGUGAGCAGGCAGGAGAGCAGGUGUCUGAAGCCAAACCGCAGCUGGCAGGUGAAGAGUCGUAUGAGGUCACAUGUGCUGCAGAGCCCAGGGCGACAGCAGCAGCUCCCCCUGAGGACACGGGGAACCAGGGGCCGGAGUCUGAGGCCCCAGAGCCUCCCCUGCAGGCUGCAGAGCCUGAGCCACCUCAGGGCAGCACGGCCACAGCAGCGCCCCAGGGAGAGGAGCCCGAGCCUGGGCAGGAGAAGCACGAAGCCCCCGCCCCACCCACCAAAGAGCCCACAGAUGCAUCAGCACCAGCUGUGGAGGAAGCCAUGGAGGUCUCCGCAGAUUUCUCCCCAGCUGCUAAGGCAGAGAGCAGAGAGGCGAGCGGGCCGACCCUUGUGCCAAAGGAAGAGAGAGCGACGGAGAAGGAGAAGGAGGAGGAGGAGGAGAAGAUGGAGAAGAAGAAGGUGCUGAAGGUGGAGAAGGAGUCCAGCUCCAAGAUGGUGGAGGUGAAGGAGGAGGAGGAGGAGGCGCAGCUCGGACCCCCCGAGGCGAUGGAGACCACCAGCAGCGGGUCCAUGCUCCCCCAACCCGCGCCUCUAGCCGUGGCGAAGAGCGACGCCCACAAGCCAUCGUCCGUCCCAGACGUCUCUCAGGUGCCGCCGCCGUCGCCGCGCACGUCUCUGGCCGAGACGGUCCAGGCGCCGCUCCAGCUCCCGCUCCCGCUGCCCGACACCGACCUGGAGCCGCCGUUCUCCCCAGUGGACUUCAGCACGGCCAUUGCCCCCGCCAUGUUUCUGCCCAUGACCCCCAAGAUUGGCAUGGGCAAACCGGCCAUCACCAAGAGGAAGUUCUCCCCGGGAAGACCCCGCGUGAAGCAGGGAGCGUGGAGAGGCCCAGGCCGAACCGUCUCCCCCUCCUGGUCCCUGGAGCCCCCAAAGACCAGGCAGCCCACCAGCACCCCUGCCUGGGGCAUCAGAGUGGGUCGAGGCUCGGGCUUCCCAGGGCGGCGGAGACCCCGCGGGGCGGGCCUGUCUGGGAGAGGAGGCCGCGGCCGCUCCAGGAUGAAGAAUGGAGUCAGCCCCGUCCCCAACCCCGGAGUACGUGUCCGUUCAUUCCUCACCAGCUCCCAAACUGGUGCACUGGUGGGCGCUGCGGAGCCCUCUUAUCUGUUCAAGGAGGAGGAAGAGAAUGCCAUGCACAACACCAUCGUCCUCUUCUCCAGCUCUGACACCUUCACCCUCAAGCAGGACAUGUGUGUGGUGUGCGGCAGCUUUGGCCAGGGUGUGGAGGGACGGCUGCUGGCCUGCGCCCAGUGUGGACAGUGCUACCACCCGUUCUGUGUCAACAUCAAGAUCACCCGGGUGGUGUUGAGUAAGGGCUGGCGCUGCCUGGAGUGCACGGUGUGUGAGGCGUGUGGACAGGCCACUGACCCGGCCCGCCUGCUGCUGUGCGACGACUGUGACAUCAGCUACCACACCUACUGCCUGAACCCGCCCCUGCAGAACGUGCCCAACGGCGGCUGGAAGUGCAAAUGGUGUGUGUCCUGCACCCAGUGCGGUGCCACCUCUCCGGGCCUGCGUGGCGAGUGGCAGAACAACUACACGCAGUGUGCCCCCUGCGCCAGCCUCACCAGCUGCCCGAGCUGCCUGCUGGACUACAGCGAGGAGGAGAUCAUCGUGCAGUGCCGCCAGUGUGACAGGUGGGUUCAUGCCUCCUGCCAAGGCCUGCACUCGGAGCAGGAAGUGGAGGUUGCCGUGGACAAUGGCUUUGAUUGUACCCAGUGCCGAGGCCGCGCCUCCCCCUCUGAGACGAUAGCAGCGGUAGCAGCCAUGGCAGCCGCAGAGGCCUACGAGCCCCCUGUUCCUGUGCAGUCCUUCCCAAAGGUUAAAGACCUCGAUCCGGCGCGGACCUACACUCAGGACGGCGUGUGCCUGACCGAGUCGGGCCUCAGUCAGCUCCAGAGCCUGGCGGCGGCGGCCUCGCGGCGCCGGCGGCCCAAACCCAAGCUCAAGCUGAAGAUCAUCAACCAGAACAGCGUGGCCGUGCUGCAGAGCCUCCCCGACCAGCCGCUGGAGCUCUCCCGCGAGGUCGACCUGGACGACAGCCGGGGUAAAGAGGGGGAGCCGGAGUGUGAGGGGAAGUCUGACUCCAGCCCUGAGAGAGAGGCCGUAGACGACGACUCCAAAGGGGGUGAAGCUGGCAAGAAGAGGAAGAGGAAGCCGUACAGGCCUGGCAUUGGGGGUUUCAUGGUUCGCCAGAGGAACAAAGCAGGCCAAGCUAAGGCCAAGCCCGCCCUGACUAGGAAGGACUCGACAGGCUCUCUCUCCGAGAUCCCGCCGGUUAAGGACGAAACCUGGGGGGAUCCAACUCCUGACACCCCACAGGAUGAGAAGCCUCCUGUAGCCGAGUUCCCAGAGAAGACCAGGAAACGGUACAGGAAGAAAAAGACCAAACUGGAAGAGGAAUUUCCCACCUACCUGCAGGAGGCCUUCUUCGGCAAAGACCUGCUGGACAAGAGCAAGCAGAGUCGGCAGGGGGCGGAGCGAGGCCUGCUGGAGGAGGAGCGUGUGCAGACGGGCAGGAAGACGCCCCGCCCCCAGUACAUGAGCCCCUCGGCCGAGUCUCUCCAUAGCAACACGUCCACCGCAGGCACCGCCACACCUGGCAAAGCAGCCGCAUCCCGGAGUGGCGAUGACCCCCUGGUGGCCCUGACUGACGUGCUCAAUACUGACACGGAUCUACUGGGGAUACUGUCAGGAGACUUGGGAAAGCCCUCCGAUGAAUCAGGUCUUGAUUUUAGCCCUUUCCAGGUUGAUGGCUCUCCCCCUAAUUUUGCUGGACUGGACAUGGCAGAGGAAUCCCCUGCAGGGCCCCAGAGUCACUCGGGCAGGGGGGUGCGUGGCAUCCAUGAGGAGCCCCUGGAUGGCAUCCUCAGCCCUGAGCUGGACAAGAUGGUCACCGACGAGUCCAUUCUCAGCAAACUCUACAAAAUUCCAGAGCUGGAGGGGAAGGACGUAGAGGACCUCUUCACGGCAGUGCUCAGCCCCAGCACCAGCCGGUCCCAUCAGGUGCCGCAGCAGCAGGGCCCUGCCGCCAUGCAUGGACCCCAGGGUGCCACUCUCCCUCACCCCCCUUCUGCUCCAGGAAAUGGGAUGUUUCCACGGAUGCCGAUGGUAAACGGACUGGUGGACCCCAGCCAGCAGUUCCCUCCAUCCCAGAUGAACCCUGGAGCCGGCUCCUGCAUGACUGGCAACUUCAGCCCACUGCAGCGCAUGCCCUUCCCAGACAACAUGAGGGAGCACAAGUUCCAUCCCGUGCCCGGUGGGGUGGGUGGUGCCUGGGCCGGUGCUGGCCCACCUCCAGUGCCCGGACCGGGACCAGGGGCCGAGGGGGAGGGUGACGCCAUGUCCACUGCCCAGAAAAGCACGCUCAAGUGGGAGAAGGAGGAGACACUCGGAGAGCUGGCUACUGUGGCGCCCGUCCUCUACACCAACGUCAACUUCCCCAACCUCAAGGAGGAAUACCCAGAUUGGUCUACGAGAGUCAAACAAAUUGCAAAACUCUGGAGAAAAGCCAGUUCACAGGACAGAGCCCCAUAUGUGCAAAAAGCCAGGGACAACCGAGCAGCGCUGCGCAUCAACAAAGUCCAGAUGUCCAAUGAGCCUGUGAAGAGGCCACACGCCCAGCAGCCGGUGCAGCUGCCCCAGCCCCCGGAGGUGUUCGACCCCGCCAUCCCGCCGCUGGACACAGAGCUGCUCUUCAAGGACCCGCUCAAGCACAAGGAGUCCGAGCAGGAGCAGGAGUGGAAGCUCAGACAGGUGAGACAAUUGAGACAGAAGAGCAAGCAGCAAGCGAAGAUCGAAGCCACCCAGAAGCUGGAGCAAGUCAAGAACGAGCAGCUGCAGCAGCAGCAGCAACAGCAGCAGCAGACCGGCGGCGACGGGGAAAACUCUGGCGGCCAGAGCCCGCUGUCCCAGUCCAGCAGCGACAACCUGUCGCCCAUGCAGCAGUCCAAGAGCACCUUCUCCCGACCGACCCCUCACAUCGCGUCCAAGGACGACAUCUUCCUGCGUCCGCAGCUGCCCCCUCCGUCGGCCGGUGGCCAGGGCUCGUCCUCCCAGCCUCAGUCGCCGCAGAUGUUCUCCCCUGGCUCGUCUGGGUCGAGGCCGUCGUCUCCCGGCGACCCUUACGCCAAGAUGGUGGGCACGCCAAGGCCACCGCCCAUGGGUACGAGCGCGCAGCGCAGGGGUUCUGUUGAGUCGGGGAAGUCGCCCAGGUCUCUUUCAGAGGAGAGAGGCAAGCAUGAACCCUUUGGGUCUCCGACGUCACUGAGCAGCGAUCCCUAUGCCAAACCUCCGGACACCCCCAGGCCUGUAACCUCUGGAGACCCCUUCCUGAAGCCCAUGGGCCCCCCGAGGGCCAGCCCCUCUAUGGAGGGGAGGCACAUGAUGGGCUCCCCGGGUCACGAUCCGUUCUCCAGACCCGCACAGCGCAAGGAGGCCUACCAGCGAGGCGCCCAGAAUAGGAUGAUCCUCUCCGACCCGUACUCGCGCCCCUUGCUCACGCCCAUCCCAGGGAGCAACGAGUCGGGCUCUGUCCAGCUCUUCAAAGCCCCCAUGCCACCCGGUCAAGCCCAGGACCCAUACGGAGGAAUGCACCCCGGGCAGCGUCGGCCGAGCGGGGACCCGUUCGAAAGGCUGGAUGACCCGUAUGCCCAACCCCCGCUCACUCCGCGGCCUGGCAUGGGCCAGGAGUUUGCCAACCCCCAAAGGCCUUCCCGUCAGCCCCACCAGUUCUCCCAGCCUGGCCCAGUAAUGAGACAAUCUGCCCAGAACCCAUAUGUUCACGCACCCCCUACCCCUCGACCUGAUUACAGCCAGUAUGACCCCUACUCCCAACCUCCAGGCACGCCUCGGCCCAUGUCUGACCCAUAUGCUCUCCCUCCAGGCACACCUAGGCCACAUGACCAGUAUAGCCCCUCCUCAGACCCAUACUCCCACCCGCCCACCACUCCCCGCCCAGGCCCCAGGCUCUCGCCAUCCCUGGCCGUGGAUCCUUACGCCCAGCAACCAGGGACUCCGCACCCAGGGAUGGGCGACAGGUUCCCCAAGUCCCCUGGCUGCCAGAGGAACCCUGAUCCUUAUGCUCAGCCUCCUGGCACACCGAGACCCAUGCCCAUGGGAGGGCCCCAGCAGAUGCUGAAUGACCCGUAUGCCCAGGCCCCGGGCACCCCGCGCCCCGGGGCAAGACCAGGCCACAUGGUCAAUCAAGAUCCUUUCUCUCCACCUCAGGCCAGGGCCCAGGAGGCGUUCGCUCACCCGAUGACACCCAAGCAUCCUGGAAUGCACGAUGAAAGUAUAGUUCUGCCGUCCAUCCCACCGAACCAGACUCCCGUCCACGACCCGUUUGAGCAGGCGCCCAUGACGCCUCGCCCGCAAGUCGAGAAGGAAACACAGGGAAUGGUGGGGCACGUUCUCAACCCCAUGGCCACUGGGCAGAUGCCUCACCCUGCACAAUUCUCCGCACCACCCGAAGCUCAAAGUGUUUCACUGAUGGAGGCGGAGGAGAGGAUGAGACAGCGUCAGAGAAUCAGAGAGCUUAUCCUGAAACAGCAGCAGCAGAAGGGUGCCAAUCGACAGGAGAAGGGGCCCCAGGAGAACCCCAUGUCCAUGGCCCCAGGAACCCCACAGCACUGGAGUCAGGGGGGACCAGGGCCACAGGUGGAGAUCUUCAACCGACCUCCACCGCCAUACCCUGGCCCAGGGCCAGUGAGAGGCCCCAUGAGGUUUCCUGGACCCUUCCCAGGUGACCAGCAUGGUCCGAUUGCCAUGGAGGGGCAGUUUCCAGAUGGCAGUAACAUGGGCAUAAGGCAACACAUGCAGAGAUUUGGGUUUCCUGGUGGACAAGGGCCACAUGGGCCUCUCAGACCUCCACACCCAAUGCAGGAGGCCAUGAUGGAUGCUCACCCGCAGAUGAGGAGGUCCAUCUCCGUUGAACUUGGGAAGCCAUUCGGUGGCCCUCCCAUGGGCCCCCAGCACUUCCCCCCUCGGGGAAUGCCAGUGCAGCAGCACAACAUCAUGGGUCAGCCUUUCAUUGAGCUGAGACACAGAGCCCCAGAAAGCAGGUUUCGACUCCCGUUUGGGCCUGCCGGCAUGCAGGGCGGCCCCAUGGACCCCCUUGCCCAACAGCACAGGCUACCAGGGUUCAAUGUCAGGCAGCAGAUGGGAUUCCCACCUAAUCAAGGUCCCAGGCUCAUGGAAGGAACCAUGAUGAAUCAACACCAAGGAUCUGCUCCUCAGAUGCAGAUGUCCUCCAGCAUGGACAACCUGAACCAGUCACUUGGCUUACCAGGGCCUGGUGGUCUUCAGCAGCCGCCCCUUAUGAGGUCCAUGAGUCAACCGGCCUCAAGUGAAUCGUCCCACAUUGCGCCAGUGAAUCUUUUCCCUGUGGCUCCCACUGAGCAUACAGAUGAAAUUCCGAUGUCCAGCACUGAAGGAGAGAAGCUGGAUGCUGACGAGUCAGCUGUGAAAGACUUGGAGGAUGUUGAGGUCAAAGAUUUGGUUGACGCAGAUCUGGAAAACCUCAACCUAGAUCCGGAAGAUGGUAAAGACUUGGAUCUGGAAACAAAUGACUUGCACCUUGAUGAUUUCCUGACAUCUGGAAAAUUUGACAUCAUAGCUUACACUGAAACUGACUUGGAUCUUGAUGUCAAGAAGGACAUGUUCAAUGAGGAUCUGGACCUCAGUGAUCCUAUAGAGGACCACAAUGAGACCUCUGAUCCACAGAAAGCACUUUCAGAGAAGAGGAAUGGCGGUUCUGCCGGUGCCUCGACAAAAGGACAGUCAGACAAUAUACUGGAGGCACCUACGGGUAAAAUUAAACAGGAACCUUGUACUAGUCAGAGCUUGAAAGAGGAGUCUGACAUUAAGACAGAACCCAACACUAGUUUGUCUCAACCUCUGGGCUUGACUGCCUCUGGGGAUAUCAAGGGCUCAGACCUUUCUCAGCCAACAGCAUCUCAGCUCUCCCAGUCAGUGAGUGUCCCUGACUCCACACCUGUGCUGUCCAGUCUACUGGUCAAGGAGAAGCCAGGUGAAAUGUCUCUCAAGCAAGUGGAUGCCGCUUCUGCUGUUCAGAACAACCCAGAAGUGUCCAGCUCGAACGUUCUCAAUCAAAGCAACUAUCCACAGCAAGACUUGAAUCCCACCCUGGCUUUGGAACAGGCCAUGGGCUCUACCCAUGGAGAGACUGCAAUGGGAAACCCCAGCCAGAUCCAAGGGCAGGCUGCAGACCAGGCCUUUGGGCUGGAUCAGGAUGCGAUGCUUGCUGAUGAUCAAGCAGGCUCCAGCCAUAGGCCCCUGUUGCUGGAGGAACAGCCCCUCUUGCUGCAGGACUUGCUUGACCAGGAGAGACAGGAACAACAGCAGCAGAGACAGAUGCAGGCCAUGAUAAGACAACGCUCGAGUGACUCGUUCUUUCCAAAUAUAGAUUUUGAUGCAAUCACAGACCCUAUUAUGAAAGCUAAAAUGGUCGCACUGAAAGGUAUCAACAAAGUCAUGGUUCAGAACAACAUGGGGAUGACGCCCAUGACUGUCAUGAACAGGCUUCCACAGGCCGUUCAGCAGGCACAGGGGCCUCCGUGGCCUGAAGGUGCUCCAGUGGCCCCUCAGGUUCCUGUACAAGUUCAGGAUGCCAAACCGGCACCUCAUAUGGCUAGGCCCAACCCCCCGGCUAUUGCCCCAGGAUUUUCAAAUGACGCGCAGCAGAAGGCUCAGUACGAGGAGUGGCUGAGGGAGACCCAGCAGCUGCUACAGAUGCAGCAGAAGUUCCUGGAGGAGCAGAUCGGAGCCCACCGCAAGUCCAAGAAGGCCCUUUCGGCCAAGCAGAGGACCGCCAAAAAGGCCGGCCGCGAGUUCCCCGAGGACGACGCGGAGCAGCUGAAGCAUGUGACCGAGCAGCAGGGUGUGGUGCAGAAGCAGUUAGAGCAGAUCCGUAAGCAACAGAAGGAGCAUGCAGAACUGAUUGAAGAGUACAGAGUGAAACAGCAGCAGCAGCAGCAAUGCAACAUGCAGCCACCAAUGAUGCCCGGCUUGCCAGGUAUGCACGGCCCCCCUGCCAUCAUGCCCGUCCGUCCUCCCAUGAGCCAGCAAAUGAUUGGCCCAUUGCCCCAGAUGCCACCGAUGCCACCGAUGCCAGUCCACCCAGGUCAGCCUGGCCCUGCUCGCCCUCCCAACAUGCCACCAGGCUGGCGUCCUGGCGGCCCCAUGCCCAUGCCCGGUCCUAUGCCAGGCCCUAUGCCCAUGGCAGGCCCUAGGAUGCCACCCAUGAUGCCAGUCCAGGGCCCCAUGAUGCCAGUCCAGGGCCCCAUGAUGCCAGUCCAGGGCCCCAUGCCGCAGCCCCCCCAGGUCAUGCCAGCCGCGGCCCCUGCCCCUCAGACGGGCGGCGAGUCCCCUCACGUGAACUUCGACGACACCAACCCGUUCAGCGAGGGCUUCCAGGAGCGCGAGCGCAAGGAGCGGCUCCGCGAGCAGCAGGAGCGCCAGCGCGUGCAGCUGAUGAAGGAGGUGGAGCGGCAGCGGGCGCUGAAGCAGCGCAUGGAGAUGGAGAUGCAGCAGCAGCAGCAGGCGCUCAUGAGUCCAGAGGGCCUCCUCAAGCCCCCGAUGGGCCCCGUGCCCAUGCCCAUGUUCAACCAGGAGAUGCCCCACGACUUCCUGCAGGCCCCGAAGCCUCCGCAGCCCCAGCACCCUGGCCAGAUGUUCCCCCAGCAGCAAGGUCAUCCGCCUGGGCUCAGCGGGGAAUCUCCUGGCGCCUUCAUGGGCAACGGGCCGUUCCCGCAAGACAUGGCACCCGGAUUUUGGCCAGACAAUCCCGGUAUGGAGGCGGGCAACUUUGCCCCAGGUCAACCCAGACCACCCAGAUUUGGGCCCAACAUGAUGCCUCACAACGCGGGCAAAUCCCAUCCCUUCGGGCCGGAUUCCUCUUUGCCUCUUCCGCCAAACUUCCCGGGCUCAGGCCCGUCGCUGAUCCAGCUCUACUCCAACAUCAUCCCCGAGGAGAAGGGCAAGAAGAAGAGGAACCGCAAGAAGAAGAAGGACGACGACGCCGGCUCUCUGAACGCUCCGUCCACACCGCACUCCGACCUCGCCGCCCCGCUCACGCCCUGCGUCUCGGACACGUCCUCCACCCCGACGCGGCUCUCGCUGCACCACGGCGAGCAGGACAUGUGCGAGUCGUCCCAGCCCGGCUCUUCGACGCCCGGCUCAGCCACCAGUCAGCCUCCCUCCGAACUGGAGAGGCAGCUCUCUGGAGGCAGCUGCGGAGGCGGAGGCGGCGGCGGCGGUGGCUCCUUCUCGCUCCUAGAAGGCCACUCCAACAUGACGUCUGGUCAGCUGGAUCGGAUCCUCAGCAACAUCAAGCUGGAGCAGGUGGAGGGCGCCAGCGAGUGCCACGGACCCCGCGCUCACGACAUGGAGCACAUGGGCAGGGUGAAGAUGGAGGCGGAGAAAGAGGGCACCUCCCCCCACGCGGCUGGCCUGAGUCCAGCGCACAGCUCCAAGGGCGAGAUGAGCAACGAGCUCCUCAAGCACCUGCUCAAGCACAAGCGGACGCCGCCGGCCGCCAUGCCGCACCAGAGGUCAGAGGACAGCCUGCGCUCCGAGGAGGACAUGGACAGCAAGAACUUCCUCCGGCAGAACUCCCUGGACAGCAACGGGACGGUCUCGGACAGCCAGAUGUCUGGGCAUCCGGAAUUUGCCGGCGCCUCGCUGGCCGGCGAGCAGCCCAAGCGGAAACAGCGGAACAAGAGAGGACCCAAGGGCGGCGAGCGCCCGGCGCCACGCUCCAAGAAGAGGAGGAAGGAGGAGGAGGAGAGGAAGGCCGCCGCUGCCGCCUCUGACCCUGCCGUGACCCACUUGAAACAGCUCUCUCUGUUGCCCCUGAUGGAGCCCUUGAUUGGGGUGAACUAUGCCCACUUCGUGCCCUAUGGCAGCGGGCAGCUGGACGGGGAGAACCGCCUGUCCGGCUCCUUUGGCAGCGCCUCUCUGGACGGCGUGUCUGACUACUACUCCCAGCUCAUCUACAAGCAGAACAACUUGAGCAACCCGCCCACUCCGCCGGCCUCGCUGCCCCCGACGCCGCCUCCGGUGGCGCGGCAGAAGAUCCUCAACGGCUUCGCCACCACCGAGGAGCUGGCCAGCAAGACGGUCAUGGGAGGCCACGACGUGACUAAAGGCCUGCUGCCCAGGUCCAUGCACGUCCAGCUGAAGGCUGAAGAGGAGCUGCUGGCCAGGGCGCUGUCCCAGGGGCCGAAGACCGUGGACGUGCCAGCCUCUCUCCCCACUCCUCCGCACAACAACCAGGAGGAGCUCAGCAGAGGCCAGGAGCACUGUGAGGACCGAGACUCUCCAGACAGCUUCGUCCCCUCCUCGUCCCCUGAGAGUGUGGUGGGCAUGGAGGUCAGCCGCUACCCUGACCUCUCCCUGGUCAAGCAGGAGCGCCCCUCCCCUGCCCAGUCACCGGUCAUCCCCCUGCUGCCCAGCUGCAGUGGCAAAGAAGCAGGACUCCUGAACAUCAAGAAGGAGCAGCCCUCCAUGUUCUACGGGCCGCCCUUUGGGGCUCCGCACAACGGCAGCAACGCAGGGCUCGUUUCCAUAGCAAUCACCCUCAAACCAGCUGCUGCCGAGAACAUCACAGGGGUGGUGGCAGCCAUCGCCGACCUGCUCCGCGUCAAGAUCCCCAGCAGCUAUGAGGUGAGCAGCGCCCCGGACCGGCCCCUCCACGGCGCCCCCGGUGGCCUCAGGGCGUCUCUGCAGGGCCCAGAGCUGCGCCACCCCUUCAUGUUCCACGGCGCUCCGGGCGGCUUCGGAGGCCCUGAGGGGGCAGCGAUGCGCUUCAUCAGGCCUCCGCCACAGCAGAGGGCCCUGCUCAUGCAGCAGCACCUUCACCACCAGCAGCAGCAGCAACAACAACAACAACAACAACAACAACAACAGCAGCAGAUGCAGCAGAUGCAGCAGAUGCAGCAGCAGCCUCAGUUCCCGUCUGACAGAGGUGCCGGCGUGUCCAGAGAGAAGUUUCUGAAAGGUCAGGCCAGCCCUGGCUCCAAGCCUCAGUGGUGCCGCCACUGCAAGGUGGUGGUUCUGGGAAGUGGAGUCCGCAAGUCGCCCAAAGACGCCAAACCCACGCAGCAGGACCUCCAGUCCGCUGCGGAGGGCGACGUGGUCUUCUGCAGCCACAGCUGCCUCAUCCUGCACUCCGCCUCGUCGCCGGCCAAAGCUCCCGUGGACACCAAGGAGUCGGUGGAGCUGCUCCCUGCGGGCGAGCCCAAGGAGAGUCCCUCCCGAGCGCAGCACCCGUACAGCAACAACAUGUCCUCCCUGGACGUGCACUGCCUGGCCCAGCUGCAGCCCAAGCCCUCACCGCCGCCGCCCAGCUCCCCACUGCCCGACCCGCCCAGCCCGGAGAAGCCCGUGAAGGCCGAGCCCGAGCGGCCCGAGAUCAAACCGCCCGCCGAGACCCUGAGGGUGACGGUCAAGCUCAAGUCCCGCGGCGCAGACCAGCCGAACCACCACGGCAAGCGGCAGAAGGCCCGGCGCUGGCAACGGUGGAGCGUCCGGCUGCAGCUGACGGUGAAGAAGGAAGGGCACGGCGGGGCGGGCGGCGCGCAGCCGCUGGACGACGAGGCGGAGGUGGACCGGCUGCUGGCCAAGCUGGCCAUGCCGCUGCGGCCCAGCCCCUCGCUCCGCGACCGCCGCCGCUGCUGCUUCUGCCACCAGGAGGGCGACGGGCUGACGGACGGGCCGGCGCGCCUCCUCAACCUGGACCUGGACACCUGGGUGCACCUGAACUGCGCGCUGUGGUCCACCGAGGUGUACGAGACGCAGGCGGGCGCGCUCAUCAACGUGGAGCUGGCGCUGCGCCGCGGCACCGCCAUCCUGUGCGUGUGCUGCCAGCGGCCGGGCGCCACCACCGGCUGCCACCGGCUGCGCUGCGUCAACGUCUACCACUUCACCUGUGCCCUGCAGGCCGGCUGCACCUUCUUCAAGGACAAGACCAUGCUGUGCCACGCCCACCGGCCCCGCGGCCAGGGCAGCGGCGGCAUCGGCGGCGGCGCCAACGGCUUCGGGGGCGCGCCGGGCGUCUCGGGCGUGCCCGCCGCCGCGCUGAGCGCCGCCGCCCUGCUGGAGCACCAGCUGCGCUGCUUCUCGGUGUUCCGGCGCGUCUACGUGCAGCGCGAGGAGGUGCGGCAGCUGGCCGGCGCCGUGCAGAGGCCCGAGCGCGGGCACACCUUCCGCGUGGGCAGCCUGGUCUUCCACGCCAUGGGCCACCUGCUGCCCGCCCAGAUGGCCGCCUUCCACUCGGACGCCGCCAUCUUCCCCCCGGGCUACGAGGCCAGCCGCCUCUACUGGAGCAUGCGCCACGCCAACCGCCGCUGCCGCUACCUGUGCUCGGUGGAGGAGCGCGGCGCCUGGCCCGAGUUCACCAUCCGCGUGCAGGAGCCCGGCUACGAGGAGCUGGUGCUCACCGACAGCAGCCCCAAAGGAGUCUGGGACAAGGUUCUGUGUCCCGUGGCUGAGCGGAGAGCCGAGUCUGGCACACUGCGCCUGUUUCCUGUCUAUCUGAAGGGAGAGGAUCUGUUCGGACUCACCGUCACUGCAGUGGCCCGCAUCGCCGAAUCGCUGCCUGGAGUUCAGGCCUGUAAGGGUUACCGGUUCCGGUUUGGGCGUAACCCGAUGCUGGAGCUGCCGCUGGCUAUUAACCUGUGUGGCAGUGCUCGCUCUCAACCCCGGAGCAGCCCCCACCAUGACAGGCUCCUGGACGAGAGCACGGCCUGCAGCCGCUCCAUCCAGAACUCGGCGCCUCCGGAGGGGGGCACUCCCUACAGCAAGCACUUUGUGCACUCCAAGUCCUCCCAGUACCGCCGGCUGCAGAGCGAGUGGAAGGCCAACGUCUACCUGGCCCAGUCGCGCAUCCAGGGCUUGGGUCUGUUUGCAGCCAGAGACAUUGAAAAGCAGACCAUGGUGAUUGAGUACCUUGGCCAUAUCCUGCGUAAAGAGGUGGCCAGCAGAAAGGAGUUCUCGUACAAAUGUCAGAAUCGCGCCGUGUACAUGUUCCGCAUCGACACUGAGCACGUCCUUGAUGCAACGCUCACUGGAGGACUGGCAAGGUAUAUCAACCAUUCUUGUGCUCCCAACUGUGUGGCCGAAGUGGUGACAUUCGAGCGCGGAUACAAGAUCAUCAUCAGCUCCAACCGACGCAUCGAGAAGGGAGAAGAGCUCUGCUACGACUACAAGUUCGACCAGGCGGACGACCAGCACAAGAUCCCAUGCCACUGCGGAGCAGUCAACUGCCGCAAGUGGAUAAACUGAUGGGCUGAUGCGUCGACAGAAAAUGGAAGGGGGG